GUCAGACUGAGCCUCUCUCACUUGACCAGGCAGCAAACCCAUUGCUACGCACCCACGCGCUCCAAGCACGAUUGUCGUAUCAAUCGCCCAACUUCUCACAAAGGUUGGAACCUCCGAGGCCGCCGCAACCGCAGAGUGCUCCAGGCUCCACGAACACGACUCUGAGCGACCAUGUCUCCGCAAAUUCCAAAUCCGAACUUCACAAACCUCCCGACAGAUCUCAAGACGCUGGUCGUCGACCACAUCAACCGUCCCACUGAUCUCAAGAGCCUGUGUCUCACGUCCAGGCAACUCCGCGAAAUCACGGUCCACCGACUCUACCGCGAUGUCACCAUCGAUGUCGGCUCGAGCAAGGACACACGCCUUGGGGCGUUCCUCAACCCCAAGAACAUCGGUCUGCCACACAUUCGCAAGCUCGACCUGUACCUGACGGAUGUGAUCGAUAAAUGCAACCAGAUACACCAGGCCAACUUUGCUGUGCGCAUGAUACUGGAGCUGUUGCCGGAGAACAUACUCGAGAAGUUUUCAUGGCAUCCGUGGUCGCCCUUCUCAGGUGACAACCUGGUGUUGCUGUACAAGAAGCAGAAGCGCCUGAAGUGGGCGGAGAGCAUCGCUCUAGACAGGAACGUACUGGACGAGCUGCAGAAGAUUCCAGAUUUCAAGGAACAAUUCGCCAAUGUUCGUAAGAUCGGUCUAUAUCCAGACUCUCGAGAGGUCCUCGACUACUGCCAUUUCAUCUUGAAGCACACAUCGAAUCUGGAUAAGAUCACAUUACAUGCGAGUUUCGACGAUAGCGAUGUGCCGAUACCAGAGAGGGAACUGAACGACUCGUCGACGGGGCCUGGUCUGAUCACUUCUAUGAUGUUCAGCCACAUGCAGCCUUUCGCGAAGUGCACACCUCUUGCGCUAAAGGAGAUCACGUUGCAAAAGCUUGGUCUGCGAUAUGCAGCAGAAACGUACUGCAAGAUCAUCGACUUCCGCACCGUCAAGAGCAUCCGUGUCUUCAGCUGCACUGGUACCGAUGCUUUGUUUGCAGAGCUGAGCAAGAGCACGAAACUCCCUCAGAAGCUUGAGACUCUGGAGAUUAAGUUCACAGAUAACGCCGAGAAUGAUGGGUUGGGCGCGCUGGAUGGCUUCUUGUGCCUCGUCUCCGGCAUCAAAGUUCUCACGCUAGACUAUUCAAGUGUGAACAGCUUGCCUGAAUCUGCCGGUGUUGUACGCCAUGGCAAGACGCUCAAGCAGUUGAGCGUACAUGCUUCGAGGGCGCCCGACGAGUGUGAUGACGAGCUGGUGUAUGACUAUGCCUCGUUUUCGCAGAUCUGUAAAGACUGCACAUUGCUUGAACAACUCUCGAUGGCGUUCCCGAAUGUAAGCGUUGUUCGGCCCAAGAACGACAGCUUUGUCAACUUCGAGAACUGCCUCGGCGACCUCCCCAACCUCGUAACCCUCAAUGUCACCACAUGGCCAACAACACGUCCAUCGUCCAGCAAACUACCCCGCAAGAUAUACGAACACCUCCUCGCCGGUCUCGCGCAACAAGGCUUCGAAACCAGCACUAAGCACGCCAAACUCCAGGGCAGAAACUCGAAGCUGGCAAUCAUUGCUUUCGGCGCCUCAGAUCGUGUGUACGACCGCGAAGAUAGCGAGAACCAGAUCAUCUUCGUCAAGGGGCGGCAGAUAGAUCCACUAGGUAAUGAGAAGAGCACAGCGGUGCAGAUUGGGUGGUGUCUGAGGAAGUUUGUGGAUGCGGGCGUGAAGAGUGAUGUCCUUGACUUCUCGUUGAGCCAUUCGAGGAGGCCACCGACAGAGGAUCCGCCUAGUAGCGAUGAUUCGGAUUAGAGAUCGAGGAUACGGCGUGGGCACCUCGUGCGAAUAGCAAGGGGCAUGCUGAAAUGGGUUCCCUGGAGGAAACCGAGGGGGAAUGGUUGAAUUUAGCGAUGCAGUGAUCGUGCCACAGUCUAGCAUAAUGCCCACGAAGCAAUGCGCUGGUACCUGUAGCCCAUAGCUGUUCGAAUCUCGGGUCCUGGUUCGCCGUAGACGGCGUCCUAAGAAAGCAUGCACUCGUCACCUUGGAGCUGGACGACCCUGCAGCUGAGGAAAGUUCACUGAAAGGCGUUCCACAUUGCGAAGUUGGUCUAGGCACAUACUGGUGCGAUUACAUUCCUGUCUGGCCGUAUCACGGUUUCGAGUGACUUGGAACAAAAGUAAAGACUAGAACACCUGCACUUGAUCACAUGGG
Molecule: messenger RNA, 2239 nt
Organism: Macroventuria anomochaeta
Lineage: Eukaryota; Fungi; Ascomycota; Dothideomycetes; Pleosporales; Didymellaceae
Exons: 3
Coding region: 172-1839 (555 amino acids)
Source: RefSeq, a predicted model, not a curated record